Amoebophrya sp. A120 is the source of this 7525-nucleotide messenger RNA. The record is from the annotation of a GenBank genome assembly. NCBI's taxonomy places the organism in Eukaryota, Dinophyceae, Syndiniales, Amoebophryaceae.
CCAGCGACGAAUGAUAAAAACUAAAGCUACUAGACCGUAUAUGUCGACGUCAAACUUUUAUCAUAGAAGAGUAUCUUGAAUAAAAUCCUAACAUUCUCGUUCUGAUUUGCCAAGCUCCUCCUGAAGGUUCUCGCUGCAGCAAAAGCAAAAUAAAAGCAAGAUGUCCCCGCUUAUUGGCGAAGAUCAAGCCGAUUUCGCCGCCUAUCAACUGCAGAAAUGUCUGGGUCUGGAAGAUUGCCAGGUUUGUCAUGCAUAUUUUGAAUGAUCCACGAUGUCUGUGAUGCAUGCCCUAGCGUCACAGAUUUUUAGAGAGCUUUUCGAUCAUGUCUCUACCGCAUGAGAAAUACCCUUUCCGCCUAGCACAAACUGGAGUCCUCUUGCUGGUCAUGCAACACAAAUUUUUUGAGAAUCCAGAGGCAGCAUUACAAGUUUAGAAUCUUACAGACGCAGACAGUUUUGCAAUCCAUGCCGCCAAGCUCGGCACCAUGGACGCUCGCGUCAAGGAUUUUUCGACGCUGUCCAAUGCGAGCGAGAUCACCGCGAGCUUCAUGGAGCUAAACCGCACCGUCGAUUAUCAAAUGCAAAUACGUCUGGGUCUGGAAGAAUGUAACUUGUCAUGCUAAAUCUGAAGCAUGCAAAAAUCUGUGUUGCAUGAUUACCAAAAGAAAAAGUCGCCCAGUUUUGACCAAGUCGGGAGGGAGUUUCUCAUGCAGGAUAGGCAUGAGAGAGAUCGGUCGCACAGAAUCUGUCAUGCUAGGUCCUGCAUUCCAGACCUCAUGGGUCAUGGAAAAGCUGCAUGACAAAUCGCGCACUCUUCCAGACCCAGACACUUUUGCGUCUGAUAUCGAUUUUGACAACACAAAACUCUUCGGUUCCGUCACCUACACGAUUCCGGCAAAAUCCGUCCUCAAGCUCGACGAGUCCUAUCAAAUGUAAAAAUGUCUGGGUCUGGAAGAAUGCACGUUUGUCAUGCUUGUCUGGCAUCACUCUUAAAUCUGUCAUGCACGUUACUCAAGAGCUCCAUUUUUCUGUGAUGCAGAGACGCAGUUUGUCAUGCAGAAUAGGCAACACCUAGAGGCUCAGAAACUUGUGAUGCUGAGCCAGCAUUUGUGGCCUCAUCAUGAGACGCCACCCAGCAUCAGAAGUUUCCAGACCCUGACACUUUUGCAUUUGAUAUGGCCCUCCAACGCGGACCUGGACAGGAUACACGCAGCUCCGGGCCAGUUUGAACCGGCGCUGGAAGUAUUUUCCGACGACGCUGAAGCUGAUGCAAGACCAUGAACGCCGCGGCUGUGUGAAGUAGAUGAAAUAAAUGCGCAGUCAGUGGCAUCUGAAACUGGGUUCUUACCUCCCACAUCUAGCAGUGACGAGUUCUUACCCUGAGCAUGGACGAUCUGAGUUCUUAGUUACCCACACCUAGUGAUGAGAAAGUGAAAGCAAAGAAUUCAGGAAUGAAGAUGAACAACAAUUAGUUUACCAAUUAUGCCAUCGAACUUGAACUGCCACACCUAGUGAAGAUCAUGACGAUGUUGAGGUGCUUGUGCCGUCGAUUGGCACUUUUCACAACAGAGAGCAGGCAGUUACGGAGCCGCUUCGGCUUUCACAGUGUGAUCGGCCGCUCAAAACGAGCAGAGCAGCACAAAUUCUGUUUAUUACCAUCCUCGUGAGCGGGUGUCGUGCUGAGCAGAUGCUGCAGCGCCCGUUCGAUGUUGUGAAACGAUGAAGAUGAAGGUGUGUUUUAUGCCAACUGCCAUGUGAAGAUCACGUUUACGACAAGAAGACAGACUUUUUAUUUUGCCGAAAAACUAGGGAGAGAUAGAGAACAAUUUUUGAAGAAGAUUUUGCAACGACGAGCGACCAGCACAAUUGUGAAGAAAAUGAAGGAACCCUCAGUAAUGAGCAAGCUUUUUCUUCAAACCAGCGACGAAUGAUGGAAAUUCCUUCUAGACUGCAUACGUAAAAAUCAGAGAAACGUUUAUCAUAGAAGAGUAUCAACGAAAUCAGAAUCAUUUUGGCAUUCUCAUUCUGACCGGCCAAGCUCCUGAACGUUCUCGCUGCAAAAAAGCAAGAUGUCCCCGCUUAUCGGCGAAGAUCAAGCCGAUUUCGCCGCCUAUCAACUGCAGAAAUGUCUGCGUCUGGAAGAUUGCCAGGUUUGUCAUGCAUAUUUUGAAUGAUCCACGAUGUCUGUGAUGCAUGCCCUAGCAUCACAGAUUUUUAGAGAGCUUCUCGAUGCCUCUACCGCAUGAGAAAUACCCUUUCCGCCUAGCACAAUAAACUGGAGUCCUCUUGCUGGUCAUGCAACACAAAUUUUUUUAGAAUCCAGAGACAGCAUUACAAGUUUAGAAUCUUACAGACCCAGACAUUUUUGCAAUCCACGCCGCCAAGCUCGGCACCAUGGACGCUCGCGUCAAGGAUUUUUCGACGCUGUCCAAUGCGAGCGAGAUUUAUCGUAGGUAAAAACGCUCCCACCCCAGAGCCAAGAAGGGACUUUUGCUACACAAAUCAGCAAGUUCUGGAGGUUGCGCAUGACAAGUUUGGGACUUUAGUGUAGUGGUCGUAUCUGGGUCUGGCUAGUGAUCCCGCAUCACAAACCCGGCUCCCUAUCCUGAUUAGAGCAUGACAAAGUAUUACUGAGACAGCAUGAGAAAGAGCUGCUCAUCAUGGGGUUGCGCAUGAGAAGCAUUUUAGUCAUGCGGAUUUGCAUGACAAAGACAACUCUGGGGUCAGGACGUUUUUACUUAGCAGAAGACUACUGCGAGCUUCAUGGAGCUCAACCUCACCGUCGAUUUUGACAACACAAAACUCUUCGGUUCCGUCACCUACACGAUUCCGGCAAAAUCCGUCCUCAAGCUCGACGAGUCUACUUCGGGGGCUAUGCGGCAGUUUGUGCUGGACACAAACGGCGGGAUGAAAAUUCUCGGGGUCAGCUCCGCCCUGUGCACGGCCCAGAGUUGCUCGGUGUUCCGGUCUUCGCCGUAUAGGUUGCUACAGUCCGAGCACAAGGUUUUCGGCAAGUCACUCCAUUGCGCGUUGCCGGAAUCCUCGGCACUCGACAAGCAAACGGUCGCGGAAAAACCGGACUUAGCCGUCAAACUCCGCAUUCGCUACGAGACCGGCGUCGAUGCGAUGAGCACGCAGUGGGUCAUAUCCUGAUUAAAAACGUCCCCACACCAGAGUCAAGAUGGGCAUUUUGCAACACAAACCUAGGAGUUUUGGGAGUCACGCUGACAAGUUUCAGUCCGUAAGGUAGUGCAAGUUAGCAAGGAAAGCCGCAUCGCAAAUCGAUCUGCUAAUCCUGUUUACAGCAUUACAAGUGUCCAAACACGAUUGAAAAUGCCUGUCAUGGGGUUGCGCAUCACAACUGUUCCUGUCAUGGCAAAUCUGGAUGGCAACUCUGGUGUGGGUACGUUUUUACUCAGGAUAGGUCAAGCCCGAAGCGACGACCGGGAAAAAAUACCCCUACCUUUUCACUCAGUGCCAGGCCAUCCACGCGAGAAGUCUACUCCCCGUGCAGGACUGCCCGUCGGCGAAGUGCGCCUAUACCGCCGUGAUCCACUGCCCCGUUUGGGCGCAGGCGCUGAUGUCCGCGGUCUUCAGCAAGGAGCAGUUUUCGAUGGGGAAGACGAGCAGCGGGGAAAGACAGGAGUACAAAUCGUUCAAAUUCGAGCAGAAAAUCCCGGUUCCUAGCUACCUCAUCGCGUUGGUCUGCGGGGACAUUGUGAAAAAACAAAUCUCCCACCGCUGCGACGUCUGGGCGGAGAGGGAGGACAUUGAGAAGGUCGCGUGGGAGUUCGCGGAAACGGAGGAAUUUCUGCAAAUCGCGGAGCAAAUCACGGGGCUAGAGUACCAAUGGGGGAGGUACGACGUGUUGUCGUUACCUCCCAGCUUCCCCUACGGGGGCAUGGAAAACCCGUGUCUGACAUUUGUGACGCCGACCUUGCUCGCGGGCGACCGGUCGUUGGCAGAUGUGGUAGCGCACGAAAUUUCGCACAGCUGGACCGGGAACGUACUUGAUAUUUUUCGAUCUGAGUUUUUCUUUUUCUUUUUCUUUGUCAUGCUCAUGCGUGAUCAUCAUGUGCAGCGAAUGGGAAUAAAGUAUCAUGAUCUCACUUAAUAUCCGCAAUGCAAAUUUCAUCUAAAAAUUUGAUCCUGUCAGGUCGUGACUAACUGUACCUGGGAGCACUUCUGGCUGAACGAAGGGUGGACGGUGUGGCUGGAGCGGAAAAUCAAGCAGGAGUUUGUGUACCAGCAGGCGAAAAAACAACAGCCACCGAUUUCCGACGACGAAGCGAAGAAACUGGCGAAAGAAGCCCAUUCGGUCGCGUCCCAGAACGGGGUGGCGCACUUGAAGGCCUCGGUGGCGCAUUUUGAAUCUAUAAAGCAAUACGUACUGCAAAUAUGAGUCUGAGUCUGGAAAGUAGUUGCGACGAGAUUUGUUAUGCUAGUCUGGCAUGAUGACUCUGAACUCUGUAUUGCGUGGCCGCGAAGAGCUCCUCUUGCCUUUCAUGCAAAAACGCAGUUUAUCAUGCAGAGUACGCAACCUAGAUCUAGAACCACGGAAAAACUUGUCAUGCUGGGCAGCGGAUAAUUACAGUGUGCUCAUUAUUCCCUACCUUGCAUCACAAGUUCCAGACCCAGACAACAUAUUUGCAAUGCAUAAGCAACCGCAGUACACCAAGCUCGUCCCGGACCUGUCCGCGGAGAUAUGCUGUGCAAAAGUAUUGUACUCGUAUAAAUGCAUUACAAACUUUCCCAGCAUGAGAAAUAAAAUUUGUACUGCGGAUUUACCUUAAGAGGAAUAUUUGUAUUGCAGGAACGCCAUUACUACGAGUACGAUACUGUUGCACAGGAUAGGAGAUCGACCCAGACGACGUUUUUUCCGCGGUUCCGUACGUAUGCACUGCAAAAGUAUCAUCGUACUAGUAGAAAUUGCAUUACAAAGUUGCUCAGCUUUACAACUCGAAUUUGUCAACAUGCGGAUUUUUCCUAGGAAAAAAAAUCGUCAUGCGUAUUUGCUGGUGCAAUUUAGGAAAAAAUGAAUGCGACCCGAGUCGUGCCAUACUUUUGCAGUGCAUACUACGAGAAGGGGUGCAAUUUGUUGCACACCAUUGAGCAGAUCGUGGGCGAGGAGAAGUUUCUGAAGGAGAUUGUGAAACCCUACAUACAAACCUUCAAGUUCAAAACCAUCACGGCGAGGGAGUUCCGGGAGUUCGUCUGCGCCCAGUGUCCACAAGUGGCGAACAAUCCAAAGACUCUCGAUUGGGGCAAGUGGUACUUUCAGCCCGGGAUGCCGGACCUGCCCUACCCCUUCGAGUCCGUCUCCAUCCAGGACGCGGAAACGCUCGCGAGCGACUGUAUCAAAGUGAAAAAUGCUCCCGACCCCCAACUUGGUAGCAUUUGUAUUGCAAACCUUUCCAAAUGAAACAUUCGCCCUCUUGCAUCUAUCAGCAUGACAGAUUUCCAAGACAUAGUGAAUAGCAAAAGUUUGUACUGCAAAAGACCCCAGCAAAAGUGGCGCUUGUCAUGCAAGCCAUUCGAUACACGCCUCGACGCUGCAUCAGAAAGAUUCAUACUCCUUUUAUGCAUGGCAAAAAGUUUUCAUUUGGAAACACAAAUUUUUGCAACUUUGGGGGUGGGGGCAUUUUUCACUGUAACAGACUGGCACGAGCUAACUCUAUCUGCCGGCGAGGACGACCACGGCGCGCAGGAGUUGAAGAAGCAUAUGACCUGCUCAAGCGUUACAAUCUCAAACAUUACAAUAGAAUCUGAGACUUGUCUUGCAUGAUACACAUGACAGACUCGGACAGCAUUCCACUUUCUGCAAUACAAAUUUCGCCAGAUAGUAGUGCGGAUUAGGACUCCAGAACUUGUCAUGCGCAAUCCUAUGAGAGCUGGCCAGAUCAUGCGCUCAUGCAUCACAGAUUUCCAUAUUCUAUUGUAACGUUUGAGAUUGUAACACCUGCGCGGGUUAUACAGCAAACAGUCUCCUUAUGGAACUGUCAGGAUCGAAAUUGACAAAAUCGAAAAAUUUGUGAUGCAUAAAAUGCAUGACGCGAAACACGUGUGUUGCAGAGCAGGCAAGUGAGGCCGGUUGUAGGCCUGUUUGGGGUUAUAGCUCGAGCUGCUAAAGCAGCAUGAGAGAAUCAGCCUUCUCUGCCUAAACAGCAUUACAAACUCGAUUUAGGCACUACCAGAAUUUGUCAUGCGCCACUUAGAAACUGGGUUCGAUCUGGAAUCCAUUUUAUGCAUUGCAAAUUUUUCGAUUUUGUCGAUUUCGAUCCUGACACUCCCAUACUCCUUCUGGUCAGUCUGGCGAACCGAACAGAGGUUGGUGUUUUAUGGGACUCUCAAACGUUACAUUCUUAGCUGUUACAUGAAUUUGUCAUGCAAAAAUGCCAUAAGUGUGUACAUUAUCAAGCUGCUUCGCAUGACAAGUUCUUGGCGCGAUAGGUAGCAUUAGAAUCUGCACCAAACCUGUAAUGCAAAAGGCGCAAUAUCCCCCCUUUCACUUUUCCUAGUCUUGCAUUGUAAGUUCAUCUAACAGUUGAGAAUGUAACAUUUGAGAACGCCAUAUGUUUUUUGAAAAGUUGAACCAGUUAGCCUCAGCAGCAACAAACGGAAACCCGUAUAGCGAGUUGUCGAAGUUAGACCUGUAUCAAAUGCAAAAAUGUCUGGGUCGGGAAGGUUGGAACCAACUUGUGAUGCUAACUUUGGACUCUAAAAAAAUCUGUAUUGCAUGACCAGCAAGAGAAGUCUAGUUUGUGCUACGCCGGGAGGCCGUUUGUCAUGCGGAGUAGGCAUCAGGAUCAGGAAGCCCUCUAAAAAUGUGUGAUGCUAGGUCAUGCAUAAUACAGACAUCCUGGGUCAUGCAGAACAUGCGUGACAAGUCUCAGAAUCUUCCACACCCAGACACUUUUACAUUUGAUAACCUGCUCGAAUCGUCCCUGACCGGCUUGGAUACCACGCAGAACUGCGAGCUGCUUUUUCAGUGGUACCAGCUGAAUUUGAAAACACCGCACUGGAAACGGCUUUACGAUAAAGUCGCGAAAAUGCUGACCAGCCAAGGCCGGAUGAAGUACACGCGACCGCUGUACCGAUCCCUGGCGAAGUGCUCGGUCGAAGUAGCGAAUGAGCUGUUUGAGACGCACAAGAACUUUUACCACCCGAUCUGCCAGGCCGUGGUCGCGAAAGACCUGGCGAAUGCUGCUGGGUCAAGAUGAACAGUUGACAAGUUCUUGGGCUCCUUAAGAGCUGCUGAAGUCUGCUCCUGUCGCGCCGUGGUGUGGUGAACGUGUAUGUGAAUGAUGAUCUUAGUUCGUAUGACUUUUUCAAUUUCAAUCAUCAAUCUUCGCGCUUCUGUGUCAAAAGCCGCGAAGUUGAAAACCGAUGAUCGUCACAUAAAUUCGUGGAAGAGAUACGACGCAACUGGGGACACGAUUGCGCUCGUGUCCCGGUGUGACUUUAUUUCGCUACAAGAAAAAUAAACUGGCAGUUGUUGUUUGCAGACACAACAAAACAGAAGGGU